AGUUUAUAAAUUGUAAAUGGCUACCAGGGCAAACGAUAAUACAUAUUGUAUAGCUGCCGGCACUUAUGGAUGACUACGGAUGAUCGAUAGACCGAGCUAAAAAAACAACGAGGAUGCCAAAGUCCAUAGAGAAUAUACCCCUUCUGGACGACCAAAAGAAGAAACAGUACACCUUCACGCUUUGGCAGAAAUAUACAUCAUGUCGAUGGCAAGUAGGAAUCACCGCCGCACUCGCAAUGUCCUGUUCCAUACUUCUCAGACUCAAUAUGACAAUGGUGGUGGUCUGCAUGACACCUGGAAACCUGACACUAGCCGUAUCACAAAAUGGGACAGAAAUCACCAUACGUGACCCAUACUUGAACAACUACGUAUAUUGGGAUAGCACUAUUGAGGGACUGCUGAUAUCAGGGUACUACAUUGGUCAGGUGUUCACAUCUCUUGUCUUUGGAACCUUUACGGGAAGGAUUAGCGGGAGGAAAUUUAUUUUCUUUCUGACGUCAGCGCUUAUUGUGGUAUCAUUUGUUACACCAGCUUUAACAUUCUUCAGCCCCUACCUGGUCCUAGCAACACGAGUUUUGAUCGGCAUAGCAACGGGAGGAUUAGAACCUUGUGGCACUCAGCUCUUGUCUAAUUGGGCCCCUUUACACGAACGGGCUCAGAUGAUGUCGAUAACGGAGCAGGCCAACAGCAUUGGCGGGAUAGGAAACUUCAUCCUGUCAGGGUUCAUCUGUAACAUACCUGUCCUUGGCGGCUGGCCAUUUAUAUUUUACAUUUUCAGUGGAAUAAAUAUGGUAGCCAUGAUUCUAUGGCUUUUCCUGGUAUAUGACAAACCAAGUAAACAUCCUUGGAUUAAGCCAGCAGAAGUUGAUUAUAUCAACAGUCAUAGAACAAAAUCACAUGACAAGCCUCUGGUGGUACCUUGGUUCAAGAUGAUGACAUCGGGACCAGUUUGGGCAUGUGUACUAGGAUAUGUGACAUCCGGAACUCUCUUUAUGGUCAUGGCGGUGUGCCUUCCACUAUAUAUAGAACAAGUCCUAAAAUUUGACGUUGCAACGAAUGGGUUGGUCUCCGCAUUAGCAUUCGUCGGCCGAUUUCUUGGAGCACUAGUUUUUGGAUACCUGUCUGAUUGGAUCUUUACAAAAAGAUUGCUAUCAUUGAUAACAAUAAGGAAGACAUGUCAUGCUACUGGUCUACUUGGAUCAAUUCCUAUUAUUCUCGGCAUUAGUUUUCUGGGACAAGACGACCAGAGACUGGCCGUUGUACUAAUGACUCUCUACUGGUUCACACUCACCUGUAUGAACUCUGGAUUCAGGGUCAAUCCAGCCGACAUAGCUCCGAGAUUUGCAGGGGUGAUUUGUGGAAUGUGUGUUUUCCUGAACAGUGUAGUUUCGUUGUUUGUGCCGAUGGUGGUAACGGCUCUCACUCCCAAUGGUACAGCUGAUGAGUGGCAAAUAGUUUUUUACGGAUGUGUUGGCGUGUCUGUGGUUGGAACUGUGGUGUUUCUAGUGCUUGCCAGUGCCAAAGAACAGGAAUGGGCCAAGGAUCCAGAAAUGGACAAAGAUGUAGUCAUCAAAGUGACCGGAAGUAACAACCACGCCUUUGAUGUUGACUCGGUAUGUAGUCAGAAUUCAAGCUACUCCUUCAAGUGAACAAACAACCCACAUUUAACAGGACGUAGGAAACUCGUGGAUUAAAUUUAAUGCCAUUAACUUGAUUUGUAUUUCGUCGGAAUAGUGAGUUAUUGUUUUUGUGUUGUUAACGACAAUAAACUAAACAUUUUAGUCCAUAAGGCUUUAUCUUGUCCAUGGUUUAGUAGUCAGAAAACGGAAAAACAAAAACUCGUUGUGUUAUCCUUAGUUGGUUAACAGCACAGCAACGGGUAGGUCAUUUCCGACCUAACAACAAAAAUAAUGGACAGUUAUAAAUCGAAAUACACCAAAUGUAACAGUAAAAGAUUAUAAUCUGCAUAGACUAGUACAAAGCAAAACGGUCAGAAACUAUUAUAUUUUGAUUUUAUGGUGUAGAACAAUUCCACGUACUCAUUCGAAAAUCUUUGACAAAUGUAUUGUAUAGAACAAUGCUUUUCACAUCAUACACAUUUUUAUUUUUUA
Molecule: messenger RNA, 2111 nt
Organism: Mizuhopecten yessoensis (Yesso scallop)
Lineage: Eukaryota; Metazoa; Mollusca; Bivalvia; Pectinida; Pectinidae
Exons: 11
Coding region: 114-1649 (511 amino acids)
Biological process (GO): monoatomic anion transport; transmembrane transport
Molecular function (GO): transmembrane transporter activity
Source: RefSeq, a predicted model, not a curated record